This is a messenger RNA of Alosa alosa (allis shad), 6266 nucleotides long. RefSeq names its product RNA polymerase II subunit A (gene polr2a). Bases 234 to 6146 code for a protein of 1970 amino acids. Gene Ontology annotation, cellular component: RNA polymerase II, core complex. Gene Ontology annotation, biological process: transcription by RNA polymerase II. The transcript has 29 exons. Gene Ontology annotation, molecular function: DNA binding. Lineage: Eukaryota; Metazoa; Chordata; Actinopteri; Clupeiformes; Clupeidae. The record is from RefSeq and is a predicted model, not a curated record.
CUGGAGAGUAGUUCAGGAAAAGGGAGGGGGAUAGCAGUUAGCCAGAAUAGCUAGAAUAAAAUCUUAAAUAAACAGGCUCAUUGUUGAUCAAACAACGUGGGUCCUUGGGAGACCGCUAUCGGAGGCAUUCCGGUCGCCAUUGGGGACCAGGAGAGAGUCUUGGUGGCGUUUUAAGCUGUUCCUUCUUUCAAAGCGGCGUGCCGGGGGAGGACGCGUCUCUUUGAAUAGACAGGAUGCACGGACCGCCCUCCAGCGACAGCGCAUGCCCAUUGCGCCUCAUCAAGAGAGUGCAAUUCGGCAUCAUCAGUCCAGAUGAGCUUAAACGAAUGUCUGUCACUGAAGGUGGCAUUAAGUACUCCGAGACUACGGAAGGAGGCCGCCCAAAGCUUGGUGGUCUUAUGGAUCCAAGACAAGGGGUCAUAGAGCGGACGGGCAGGUGUCAGACAUGUGCAGGUAACAUGGCAGAGUGCCCUGGUCAUUUUGGCCACAUUGAGCUGGCAAAGCCGGUGUUUCAUGUUGGCUUCGUCAACAAAAUUAUGAAGGUUCUUCGCUGUGUCUGUUUCUUCUGCUCCAAGCUUCUAGUGGAUUCUAAUAACCCGAAGAUCAAGGACAUUCUGGGGAAGUCGAAGGGGCAGCCACGGAAGCGCCUGACCCACGUGUAUGACCUCUGUAAAGGCAAAAACAUUUGCGAAGGUGGUGAGGAGAUGGACAACAAGUUUGGAAUGGAACAGCAGGACCAUGAUGAGGACCUUACCAAGGAGAAGGGUCAUGGCGGCUGCGGGCGUUACCAGCCGAUCAUUCGGCGCACGGGCCUGGAGCUCUACGCCGAGUGGAAGCACGUGAACGAGGACUCGCAGGAGAAGAAGAUCCUACUCAGCCCUGAGCGUGUGCAUGAGAUCUUCAAGCGCAUCUCUGACGAGGAGGACAUCAUCUUGGGCAUGGACCCCAAGUUUGCCCGGCCCGAGUGGAUGAUUCUCACAGUGCUGCCCGUGCCCCCUCUCGCUGUCCGACCCGCUGUGGUCAUGCAGGGCUCUGCCCGAAAUCAGGAUGACUUGACUCACAAGCUGGCUGAUAUUGUGAAGAUCAACAACCAGCUGCGGAGAAACGAACAGAGUGGCGCGGCAGCACACGUCAUCGCUGAGGACGUGAAGCUCCUGCAGUUCCACGUGGCCACCAUGGUGGACAACGAGCUCCCUGGUCUGCCCAGAGCGAUGCAGAAAUCAGGCCGUCCACUCAAGUCCCUCAAACAGCGUCUGAAGGGGAAGGAGGGUCGCGUCCGUGGUAACCUGAUGGGUAAGCGAGUUGACUUCUCAGCCCGAACGGUCAUCACGCCCGACCCCAACCUACAGAUCGACCAAGUGGGUGUGCCUCGCUCCAUUGCCGCCAACAUGACCUUCCCUGAAAUCGUCACACCCUUCAAUAUCGACAGACUUCAAGAGCUUGUGAGCAGAGGGAACAGCCAGUACCCCGGAGCCAAAUACAUCAUCCGUGACAAUGGCGACCGCAUUGAUCUGCGAUUCCACCCCAAACCAAGUGACCUUCAUCUCCAGAUUGGUUACAAGGUUGAACGACACAUGUGCGAUGGUGACAUCAUCAUCUUCAACAGACAGCCUACGCUGCAUAAAAUGUCUAUGAUGGGGCAUCGAGUGCGAAUCCUUCCAUGGUCCACCUUCCGUCUGAACCUCAGUGUGACGACCCCCUACAACGCUGACUUUGAUGGGGACGAGAUGAACUUGCAUCUCCCCCAGUCUCUGGAGACGAGAGCGGAGAUCCAGGAGCUGGCCAUGGUGCCUCGUAUGAUCGUCACCCCCCAGUCCAACAGGCCCGUCAUGGGUAUCGUGCAGGACACACUUACCGCCGUGCGCAAAUUCACAAAGAGAGACGUCUUCUUAGACAGGGGCGAGGUGAUGAACCUGUUGAUGUUCCUCUCCACGUGGGACGGCAAGGUGCCCCAGCCGGCCAUCCUGAAGCCCAGGCCGUUUUGGACGGGCAAGCAGAUCUUCAGUCUCAUCAUCCCCGGCCACAUCAACGUCAUCCGUACCCACAGUACUCACCCCGACGAGGAGGACAGUGGCCCCUACAAGCACAUCUCCCCCGGAGACACAAAGGUGAUUGUGGAGAACGGUGAGCUGAUCAUGGGCAUCCUGUGUAAGAAGUCCCUGGGAACAUCCGCUGGCUCGCUGGUCCACAUCUCCUACCUGGAGAUGGGCCACGACGUCACCCGCCUCUUCUACUCCAACAUUCAGACGGUGGUUAACAACUGGCUGCUCAUUGAGGGUCACUCCAUCGGUAUUGGUGACUCCAUUGCUGACGCAAAGACUUACUUGGACAUUCAGAACACCAUCAAAAAGGCCAAACAGGAUGUGAUAGAGGUGAUUGAGAAGGCCCACAACAACGAGCUGGAGCCGACCCCAGGUAACACGCUCAGGCAGACCUUUGAGAACCAGGUGAACCGCAUCCUGAACGACGCUCGAGACAAAACCGGAUCGUCCGCCCAGAAGUCCCUCUCAGAGUACAACAAUUUCAAGUCCAUGGUGGUGGCUGGGUCCAAAGGAUCCAAAAUUAACAUCUCACAGGUUAUUGCUGUGGUGGGGCAGCAGAACGUGGAGGGUAAGCGAAUCCCGUUCGGCUUCAAGCACCGGACACUGCCCCACUUCAUCAAAGACGACUACGGCCCUGAGAGUAGAGGCUUCGUGGAGAACUCUUACCUGGCCGGACUGACGCCCACCGAGUUCUUCUUCCACGCCAUGGGAGGCAGAGAGGGUCUUAUCGACACGGCUGUCAAGACUGCCGAGACGGGUUACAUCCAGCGUCGUCUGAUCAAGUCUAUGGAGUCUGUGAUGGUCAAAUACGACGCCACGGUGCGGAAUUCCAUCAACCAGGUGGUGCAGCUGCGUUAUGGAGAGGACGGCCUGGCGGGAGAGAGCGUGGAGUUCCAGAACCUGGCCACGCUCAAGCCCUCGCACAAGGCCUUCGAGAAGAAGUUCAGGUUUGACUACAGCAACGACCGAGCCCUCCGGCGCACCCUGCAGGAGGAUGUGGUGAAGGAUGUGCUGACCAACGCACACGUGCAGAGCGCCCUGGAGCGUGAGUUUGAGAAGAUGAAGGAAGACCGGGAGAUUCUGCGUGCCAUCUUCCCCACAGGGGACAGCAAGGUGGUGCUGCCAUGCAACUUGGCCAGAAUGAUCUGGAACGCCCAGAAGAUUUUCCGCAUUAACCCCCGGACCCCCACAGACCUCAACCCACUGCGGGUGAUUGAAGGUACCCAUGAGCUGAGUAAGAAGCUGGUGAUCGUGAACGGCGAAGACCCUCUGAGUCGGCAGGCGCAGCAGAACGCCACGCUGCUCUUCAACAUCCACCUGCGCUCCACGCUCUGCUCGCGCCGCAUGACCGAGGAGUUCCGCCUGAGCACCGAAGCCUUCGACUGGCUCCUCGGAGAGAUCGAAACCAAAUUCAACCAGUCUAUCGCCCACCCAGGCGAGAUGGUCGGCGCCCUGGCUGCCCAGUCCCUGGGAGAGCCCGCCACCCAGAUGACCCUGAACACUUUCCAUUACGCCGGUGUGUCGGCCAAGAACGUCACCCUGGGUGUGCCCCGUCUUAAGGAGUUGAUCAACAUCUCCAAGCGGCCCAAGACCCCCUCGCUCACAGUCUUCCUGGUGGGCCAAGCGGCACGUGACGCUGAGAGGGCCAAAGACAUCCUGUGUCGCCUGGAGCACACCACACUACGCAAGGUGACAGCCAACACUGCCAUCUACUACGACCCCAAUCCUCAAAACACAGUGGUGACUGAGGACCAGGAGUGGGUGAAUGUCUACUAUGAGAUGCCGGACUUUGACGUGACCCGCAUUUCGCCCUGGUUGCUCCGCAUUGAGCUGGACCGCAAACACAUGACUGACCGCAAACUGACCAUGGAGCAGAUCGCUGAGAAGAUCAACGCUGGGUUUGGUGACGAUCUGAACUGUAUCUUCAAUGACGACAACGCUGAGAAGCUGGUGUUGCGAAUCCGUAUCAUGAACAGCGACGAGAACAAGUUCCAAGAGGAUGAAGAGGUGGUGGAUAAGAUGGAUGACGACGUGUUCCUGAGGUGCAUCGAGUCCAACAUGCUGACAGACAUGACCCUGCAGGGUAUUGAGCAGAUCAGCAAGGUCUACAUGCAUCUUCCUCAGACGGACAAUAAGAAGCGCAUCAUCAUCACGGAGGACGGCGAGUUCAAGGCCCUGCAGGAGUGGAUCCUGGAGACGGACGGCGUGGCUCUCAUGCGCGUCCUGAGCGACAAGGACGUCGACCCCGUUAGGACCACCUCCAACGACAUUGUGGAGAUCUUUACCGUGUUGGGUAUUGAGGCUGUGCGGAAGGCUCUGGAGAGGGAGUUGUACCAUGUGAUCUCCUUUGACGGUUCCUAUGUCAACUACCGCCAUCUGGCCCUGCUUUGUGACACCAUGACCUGCAGAGGUCACUUGAUGGCCAUCACCCGUCACGGCAUCAACCGACAGGACACCGGUCCACUCAUGAAGUGCUCCUUUGAAGAGACGGUGGAUGUGCUGAUGGAGGCCUCGUCUCACGGCGAGUGCGACCCCAUGAAGGGUGUGUCGGAGAACAUCAUGCUUGGCCAGCUGGCCCCUGCCGGCACCGGCUGCUUCGACCUGCUGCUGGACGCCGAGAAGUGCAAGUACGGCAUGGAGAUCCCCACCAACAUCCCUGGCAUUAGCGUGCCUGGACCAACGGGCAUGUUCUAUGGCUCCGCCCCGAGCCCGAUGAGCGCCAUGUCUCCAGCCAUGACCCCCUGGAACAUGGGAGCCACCCCUGCUUAUGGUGCCUGGUCGCCCAGCGUCGGGAGUGGAAUGACCCCCGGAGCUGCAGGCUUCUCUCCCAGCGCGGCGUCCGACGCCAGCGGCUUCUCCCCGGGUUACUCCCCGGCCUGGUCCCCCACGCCAGGCUCUCCUGGAUCCCCGGGGCCUGCCAGCCCCUACAUCCCCUCACCAGGUGGCGCCAUGUCUCCAAAUUACUCUCCCACCUCCCCUGCCUACGAGCCUCGCUCUCCUGGUGGCUACACCCCGCAGAGCCCAGGCUACUCCCCGACAUCACCCUCCUACUCGCCCACUUCUCCAUCCUACUCCCCCACCAGCCCCAACUACAGCCCCACCUCCCCCUCCUACUCUCCCACCUCCCCCUCCUACUCUCCCACCUCCCCCUCUUACUCACCCACAUCACCCAGCUAUUCACCCACAUCUCCAUCUUAUUCCCCAACUUCUCCAUCCUACUCCCCAACAUCACCCUCUUACUCUCCCACGUCGCCCAGCUACAGUCCGACGUCGCCCAGCUACAGCCCGACGUCCCCCAGCUACAGUCCCACCUCUCCAUCCUACUUCGGGCCGACGCCUCCGAAGCAUUUCCCAUCGCCGCCUUUACUCGGGACGACGUCUCCAUCCUACUCCCCGACUUCACCCUCCUACUCGCCGACGUCCCCGAGCUACAGCCCGACGUCGCCCAACUACACCCCGACGUCGCCCAGCUACAGCCCCACCUCUCCUUCCUACAGCCCGACGUCUCCGAGCUACUCCCCCACCUCUCCGAACUACACCCCGACGUCCCCCAGCUACUCCCCCACCUCGCCCUCCUACUCACCGACCUCUCCAUCCUACUCCCCCUCCAGCCCACGGUACACCCCACAGUCCCCCACCUACACCCCGAGCUCACCCUCCUACAGCCCCAGCUCACCCUCCUACUCCCCGACUUCCCCCAAAUACACCCCCACCUCCCCCUCCUACAGUCCAAGUUCCCCGGAGUACACCCCGACGUCCCCCAAGUACUCCCCGACUUCUCCCAAAUACUCCCCGACCUCGCCCAAAUACAGCCCAACGUCCCCCACCUACUCCCCCACCACACCCAAAUACAGCCCCACCUCGCCGACUUACUCUCCCACGUCCCCAACCUACACCCCCACCAGCCCCAAGUACUCCCCCACUUCCCCAACCUACUCCCCGACCUCUCCCAAGUACUCCCCCACGUCUCCCACCUACUCGCCCACUAGCCCCAAGGGCUCCACCUACAGCCCGACGUCCCCCGGAUACAGCCCCACCUCCCCCACCUACAGCCUCACCAGCCCCGCCAUCAGCCCCGACGACAGCGAUGAGGAGAACAACUGAAGCCCGUCGGAGGACGGGAGCCCAGCCUGCGGCUCCCCCCACCCCAGCGAUUGGCCCUCAGACCCCGGGACAGAUGACUGAUGAAGGACUGCCCCUGCAGGGGAGGCAGUUGGGGUGUUG